Owenia fusiformis is the source of this 1932-nucleotide messenger RNA. The record is from the annotation of a GenBank genome assembly. NCBI's taxonomy places the organism in Eukaryota, Metazoa, Annelida, Polychaeta, Sabellida, Oweniidae.
GUUGGUGUGAGACGGAACUAAAAAUGAGAUGAAUUCAAAUGUAAACCUAAAUCAAACAAGACAGCAUGAUUUAAACUACCAAUUCAAUGCUACACACGGGAUUAGAAUAACGUACAUACUGUCAGAAUUUUGCUCAGGAAUACUUGGGAAAUAAUGAAUUACUAUUUGUUGAAGAAUAAUUUGUCUGAGAUAACUUAAACUCGUUAUAUCUAGAAUCGUGAUGAAUAACAAGUACUGAGCAGACAACACCAAGGGGAUACAUUUUCAGCCAGAAACGCCAAAACAGACUUGUUUAUUGAAAUUCAUUCCGAACCAAUGAAGAUCAUUUCCCAAGGUACUGGUGCAUUUAGAUACGAGAUACCAUCAAACAUCGAUUUGUUUUCCUAGUGGGAAAUAAAAAUGUCUUCCAAAGAAAUAUAUCGAGAUGUGAUCGAAGAACCGGGUGUUCGGUAUUCAAUGGUAGGAUUACAUAUUACUGGAAUUAUUCUCGCAAUGUGCGGAAACCUUCUCGUUGUAACGUUUAUCAUAUCUAAGAAAAUGUUUAAAAAACAUAUUACGAUGUAUUUGAUACUUAAUUUGUGCGUCUGUGAUUUGAUAUCGACACUUAUAUAUGAACCAAUUAGAUUGGUUGAUAUAUUCCUCCCGUUUGAGAAUUCAGCCCGUGGCACAUUUGUCACGCAGACGUAUUGCGAAAUCACGGGUUUCUUCCUGUGUUUUAUUGCGGGGGUUGGCUUCCAUACGAACGUUGCAAUCAGUCAAGAGAGACUUUUAGUGAUUUGUUAUCCGCUAAAAGCCAAGGCAAUCUACACGGCAGAAAUUACCAGGAAAAUGAUUGCUGUAAUUUGGAUUGUAUCUUUCUUUAUCACUCUACCUGUUCCGCUAUUGUUCAGCUUUGUGCAGACUGUCUCUCUUAACCAUACAAACAUCUCCAUGUGUUUCUAUAUUAUCAGCGACGAGGAGCAGCAAUCUGCCAAAAUCUACUAUGUUGCUAUAUUUGUGAUAUAUUAUGCAGUACCCGUCGUAAUUAUAAUCAUUUCAUAUACGAAAAUAUUCCACGUGUUGAACAAAACCACGGACUUCGGUCCGGGAGAAAGUAGGAAAAAUAUAGCAAAUACUGAAAAAUAUAUACGACCACGGAAAUCGUUGGCCAAAAUGAUGGUUUGUGUGGCUGUUGUAUUUACUGUUUGUCAUGGACCGCAGUUUUUUACAUUCUUAUACGUUUGCCUAGGCGGAAAGGUGACGUCACAUGGUAUAUUCCUACUUGUCUUACUGGAUUUAUUUCCUUUGUGUAGUUCUGUACUGAAUCCAUUUAUAUACGCACUUUAUUCAAGAACAUUUCAAAAUGGAUUAAAAUCUCUCAUAAAUAGACGUUUCAAAAAGAAAGAGCUUCAUUCAGGAAGCAGUUUCAAAUCAGAGGAGAAUCUUAAAUUGAAUGAUUGCAAUGCGCAUGCGCAAAGCUGCAGAGCAUCUUCCUCUAAUAUGAGGAUCAAGAAACAUACAAAGGAACAAAAUGGAUUAACCUUGCUAAAACAUUCCUCAAAGGCACAUGGUAGCCACGUUUCAGUCUCAAUAUCAACACCAACACCCAAAUCUACUCCGGAGUACCAAUGUCCAAAACCUCUUCUCAAGCAGGAUACAUGUAUGACUUUUGAUUUGGAAAUAUAUCCGAAUAAUGAUCACGAGGUUAAUGCCGAUCAUACACUAAAUAACGAUGUGGAGGACGAAAGCUGGAAUAAGGCGAAUACAAAUACAAAUCAAUCCUGAUUGAUAUGCUAUAGUAAUUGGAAUUACAACUACAAAAUGUGAAAUAAUAUUUAAUACUUUAUAAUUAACCUUAUACAUGUACUGUAUAUCAUAUCGUAUUAUACCAUGUAAUCUUAAUGAGUCGGUUUCUGAAACUGUUCAACUUUUUGGAUCAUAUAUGGAUCUCUU